Messenger RNA from Cervus elaphus (red deer), 393 nucleotides. Its product is annotated as small nuclear ribonucleoprotein G-like. The record is from RefSeq and is a predicted model, not a curated record. Gene Ontology annotation, cellular component: U2-type prespliceosome; precatalytic spliceosome; U2 snRNP. The coding region runs from base 31 to 219 and encodes 62 amino acids. The transcript has a single exon. Gene Ontology annotation, biological process: mRNA splicing, via spliceosome; spliceosomal snRNP assembly. Gene Ontology annotation, molecular function: RNA binding. NCBI's taxonomy places the organism in Eukaryota, Metazoa, Chordata, Mammalia, Artiodactyla, Cervidae.
AGGCUUCUUUGAGCUCGCAGAGUAGACAUCAUGAGCAAAGCACACCCUCCCAAGUUGAAGAAAUUUAUGAACAAGAAGUUAUCACUGAAAUUAAAUGGUGGCAGACAUGUCCGAGGAAUAUUGCGGGGAUUUGAUCCCUUUAUGAAUCUUGUGAUAGAUGAAUGUGUGGAGAUGGCAACUAGUGGGCAACAGAACAAUAUUGGAAUAGUGGUAAUAUGAAGAAAUAGUAUCAUCAUGUUAGAAGCCUUGGAACGAGUAUGAACAACGGCUGUGUUCACCAGAGGAAUCAACUGCUUCCAUGUGUCCCCUUCUCCACAUUUUACUACCAGAAAAACUGGGUUGUGUACAUUUUCUAACUUUUUUGUUAAAUAAACUUUUGUAAUAGCCAAAAAA